Messenger RNA from Cuscuta campestris, 1934 nucleotides. The record is from the annotation of a GenBank genome assembly. NCBI's taxonomy places the organism in Eukaryota, Viridiplantae, Streptophyta, Magnoliopsida, Solanales, Convolvulaceae.
ACUUGCCCGAGUGAGCAUCGUUGCCCAUUUUUAGCAUAUCUUCUUGACUUCUUCUUAAGAAUCGGAGCCUAGAUAAGCACGCCGUGGCCGCCGUCUGGUUUGCCUCUCGAAGCCUGCGAUGGCCGCUCUUGCAGACUUGCCGUUGUUUCUCCGGCCAAAACUCUCACUCGUCCCUUCCAGUCCCAAAAGCACGCCUAACAAACCGUCGACAGUUCGGCUCCGGUGCUCAAUCACGGUGCAAUCGACAGGCACUAUUUCCCCCGCCGGAGACUCACAACCGCCAGCCGAUUGCGUGAUCGUGGGCGGCGGAAUUAGCGGCCUAUGCAUCGCUCAAGCUCUGGCCACCAAGCAUCGCGAUGUAGCCCCAAAUGUGAUUGUCACCGAGGCCAGAGAUCGUGUCGGCGGGAACAUCACAACCGUGGAAAGAGACGGGUAUCUUUGGGAAGAGGGUCCCAAUAGCUUCCAGCCAUCCGAUUCUAUGUUAUCCAUGGUGGUGGAUAGUGGGUUAAAGGAAGAUUUAGUAUUUGGGGACCCUAAUUCGCCGCGCUUUGUGCUUUGGGAUGGGAAAUUGAGGCCAGUUCCAUCAAAGCUCACUGACUUGCCAUUUUUUGAUUUGAUGAGCUUUGGUGGGAAACUUAGAGCUGGAUUUGGUGCUCUUGGUUUUAGACCUCCAUCACCAGGACAUGAGGAGUCAGUUGAAGAAUUUGUCCGCCGUAACCUCGGUGACGAAGUUUUUGAGCGUCUGAUCGAGCCUUUUUGUUCAGGUGUUUAUGCAGGUGACCCUUCAAAAUUAGGUAUGAAAGCAGCAUUUGGAAAAGUAUGGAACCUAGAGCAAAUUGGUGGCAGCAUCAUUGGUGGCACCUUAAAAACAAUCCAAGAAAAGAAGAAAAGUCCAAAACCUCCCCGGGACCCGCGUUUACCAACACCAAAGGGCCAAACAGUUGGGUCCUUUCGAAAAGGACUUACUAUGUUGCCUGUUGCGAUUGCCCAAAGGUUGGGCCAAAAUGUUAAAUUGUCUUGGAAGCUCUCAAGUAUUACUAAACGUGAUGGUGGAGGGUAUACUCUAACAUAUGAAACACCUGAAGGGUCUGUUUUUCUGCAGACCAAGAGUGUUGUAUUGACAGUUCCCUCUCACGUUGCGAGCAAUUUCUUACAACCUCUAUCUGCAGUAGCUGCUGAUUCCUUAUCGGAAUUCUAUUACCCACCAGUUGCAGCCGUGUCCAUUUCCUACCCAAAAGAAGCAAUACAGAUAGAAUGCUUAAUAGAUGGUGAGCUUAAUGGGUUUGGCCAGUUGCAUCCACGCAGCCAAGGGGUGGAAACCUUAGGAACUAUAUACAGCUCAUCGCUUUUUCCUAACCGAGCACCAGAAGGAAGGGUUUUGCUUCUGAACUACAUUGGAGGUGCUACCAACACUGGGAUUUUGUCCAAAAUGGAGGGUGAACUUGUGGAAGCAGUUGACCGCGAUUUGAGGAAGAUGCUCAUAAAACCAAGCGCCAAGGACCCACUUGUUCUUGGCGUGAGAGUGUGGCCUCAAGCCAUUCCGCAGUUCUUGGUGGGCCAUUUGGAUAUCCUAGAAACUGCAAGAAAUGGUAUCCGAGACGAUGGCUUGGAAGGGCUGUUUCUCGGGGGUAACUAUGUAUCCGGCGUGGCUUUGGGGCGAUGCGUAGAAGGAGCUUAUGAAGUUGCAGCUGAGGUGAACAGUUUUCUCUCCCAAUGUGCUUAUAAAUAAUGUGUUAAGAUAAUAAUGGCUCAUUGUUUAGAGGGAUCAUGUAAUGAGGUAGUACUGAAAUUGUAAGUUCACUAUAGUUGGUUUUACUUGAGAGUUCUAGUGAAUGUUAUGUGGGAAUUGAGUAAACAAUACUCCAUAUGCCCUUAAACAAAAGUAUAAUUUGGUGGAUACAGAGUUUUUUUUUAAUUAAAAAAACUGUGUUAUU